Molecule: messenger RNA, 2608 nt
Organism: Oryza brachyantha (malo sina)
Lineage: Eukaryota; Viridiplantae; Streptophyta; Magnoliopsida; Poales; Poaceae
Product: mitogen-activated protein kinase kinase kinase NPK1-like
Exons: 17
Coding region: 1-2046 (681 amino acids)
Biological process (GO): protein phosphorylation
Molecular function (GO): ATP binding; protein kinase activity
Source: RefSeq, a predicted model, not a curated record
AUGCGACGGGACGACGGCGGUGGGGGUGGGGGUGGGGGUGGUGUAGGAGGGUUCAGCGAGCUCUUCGACUCCGUGCGCCGGUCCAUCGCCUUCCGCACCAGCGCCGCUGCGCCCGAGCCACCGGGGCCUCUCGGCGGUGGGGGCGGGAUCGGGGUCCGGAUAAGCUCCUGCCUCCGGAAGUCGAGGGGGAUGGGCCUGCUCGGGCUCAUCUCCAAGAGUCCGUCUCCGCCGCGCCGCCUGCUGCCACCGGCGCCUGAGUUUACCGGUGGCGGCGCGGGAGGGGGAGAGGGAGAGGGGGAGGAGAACCCGCAGAUCCGGUGGCGUAAGGGCGAGCUGAUUGGGAGCGGCGCAUUCGGGCAGGUCUACCUCGGGAUGAAUCUUGACACCGGCGAACUCCUCGCAGUAAAACAGGUUUUGAUCGGGAGCAACAAUGCGACGCGGGAGAAGGCCCAGGCACACAUAAGAGAGCUUGAGGAAGAAGUGAAGCUCCUUAAGAACCUGUCACAUCCCAACAUUGUUAGGUACCUUGGGACAGUCCGGGAGGAAGACACUGUGAAUAUCUUGCUCGAGUUUGUGCCAGGAGGGUCCAUUCAGUCUCUCCUUGGGAAAUUAGGUUCAUUUCCGGAGGCAGUCAUUAGGAAGUAUACAAAGCAAAUUUUGCAAGGAUUGGAGUAUUUGCAUAACAAUGCAAUAAUACAUAGAGACAUAAAGGGUGCAAACAUUCUUGUUGAUAACAAAGGAUGCAUUAAACUUGCUGAUUUUGGGGCAUCUAAGCAAGUGGCAAAGUUGGCUACUGUGACAGCUGCUAAAACUAUGAAAGGGACACCUCACUGGAUGGCACCUGAAGUUAUUGUGGGGAGUGGGCAUAACUUCUCUGCGGACAUCUGGAGUGUGGGAUGCACAGUCAUUGAAAUGGCUACUGGUAAACCACCAUGGAGCCAGCAGUAUCAGGAGGUUGCACUUCUAUUUCAUGUCGGGACCACAAAGUCACACCCACCUAUACCUGAACAUCUCUCCCCUGAGGCCAAAGAUUUUCUUCUAAAAUGCCUGCAGAAGGAACCAGAGCUGAGAUCUACGGCAUCAGAUUUAUUGAAGCACCCAUUUGUUACAGGAGAACCCGAGAACCUGCAGCCACUCAAUCGUGAUGCACAGCAGGAAACUUGCGUUAAUGAGCUCCCUGCACAUGUGUCCAGUGCCUUGGGUUUAGACCAUAACCAUUCUGUCAACUGGCCCACUGUCAGUUCCAACAAAUCUUCAAAAAUCAAACCCUUAUGGGAGGGUAGCUGUGAUGAGGAUGACAUGUGUGAGUUUGCUGACAAGGAUGACUGCCCAGCAAUUGGAUCUAGCUACAAUCCCAUGUCUGAACCAUUUGAUAACUGGGAAAGCAAAUUCGUUGCGAGCCCAGAGCAAAGUUCUCACCAGUCAAUGGAAUUUGGUGGGCUAGCCAAACACGCUGAAAGCAGCAUGACUGAAAAUGAUUUUACAUUUCCUUGCGAAGGAAGUUGUGAAGAUGAUGAUGUACUUACAGAAUCGAAAAUAAAGGCAUUUCUUGAUGAGAAGGCUUUUGAUCUGAAGAAGCUGCAAACACCUUUAUAUGAGGAGUUCUACAACACGGUGAAUGCUGGGAAUUCUCAGGUAGCUGACCAUACUUCCAAGGGAUUUUUCUCAAAUAGUCCCAAAUUGCCACCUCGAGGAAAGUCACCAACAAGUAAGAUGAGAGGUGGUGCGGCAACAGCAUCAACAUGUGAUAAAUUAAAUAGUACUAGACCCGAAAGCUGCAGCAGCCAAUUAUCAGAAGGCACUGUACAGAGCAGCCGGAUUUUGAGAGAAAUAGCCUCUCCUCAACUUGACGAAUUCGGAAACAAAAUCCAUUCUGAUGUCCAAGAUAGUCCAAGUUUGACCUUUGCUGAAAGGCAGAGGAAGUGGAAAGAAGAGUUGGACCAGGAGCUUGAAAGGGAAAGAGUGAUGAGAUUAGCUAGCUGUGGCAAAACACCGUCCCCUAAUAGAGUGCUCAAUGGGAAGCGAGAGCGACAUCCUGCCCUUUGAACAGAUAACGACAAUCACUGUUUCUUCAUUUCAUCCCACAAACAGAACCAGUGGCAAGUGGUAAAAUGCUUGCCAUUGGUGGCAACAUCAGUAUAUAGCCUACACUGCCCUGAUCAUUCAUGGUACAUGACAAGGCUAGCUGACUGCGAUAUGGCCCCGUGAUCUGCACAGAUCCCCCAUGACCGAUCUGGAGCAGCUAUCAUGAUUGAUCAGGAUCACUGUCUUGGUAAUGCGUAGAAAACGUUGCACUGAAGUAGUUCCCCGAUGUGAGGCUGCAUUUUUCAUUCUUUUGAAGUGCUGUGCUGUUUAGCCGCACUGUUUAUGUUGGAAAAGUGAUGUAUAAAUUUUGGGUUUGUAAGGAAAAAAUGGCCUUGGAGAUUGGUUUUGUAUGGAGCCUGUUUUGAAAGCGAGUAAUAAGAUAAGUAAUGCAAAUUAUGGAGAUUUGGAAUUUGAGGUUUGAAGCCCCUACGACAACCUUAGAAGCCGGAAACCUGAAAUAUUUUUAAACUCCCUUUUAGUAAACUAUUUACCUGAAAUUGAUAUGAAAUAUUUAUGAAAUUCU